Molecule: messenger RNA, 2014 nt
Organism: Blastomyces gilchristii SLH14081
Lineage: Eukaryota; Fungi; Ascomycota; Eurotiomycetes; Onygenales; Ajellomycetaceae
Product: phosphatidylinositol-phosphatidylcholine transfer protein
Exons: 3
Coding region: 33-1127 (364 amino acids)
Source: RefSeq, a predicted model, not a curated record
AGAAAAACCAAAAACCUACCAAUCCAGAAACAAUGACAAGUACACCCACACCCACUCCCACACCCGCUCCCGCGCCUACAACAACCCCCUCCCACUCCCUCACCCUCGACCCCAAGUACGACAACUACGAUUUCCCAACCACCGCCCCGGACGCCCAGUCCGGCCACCCAGGCCACACCACCCCGGAGCAAGAUGCGCAGGUCUACCAGCUGCGGGCCAUGCUGGAGCAGCUCGGCUACACGGAACGCCUGGAUACCCUGACCCUGCUGCGGUUCCUGCGAGCGAGGAAGUUUGAUGUUGAGGCGGCGAAGGCUAUGUUUGUCGGGUGCGAGAACUGGAGGAAAGAGUUUGGCACCGAUGAUCUUGUGAAUACGUUCGAGUAUCCGGAGAAACCGCAGGUGUUUGAGUACUAUCCGCAAUACUAUCAUAAGACGGACAAGGACGGCCGUCCCGUCUACAUCGAACAGCUGGGCAAAAUCGACCUAAACGCCAUGUACAAAAUAACCACCGCAGACCGCAUGCUGAAAAACCUCGUCUGCGAGUACGAAAAGCUCGCCGACCCGCGCCUCCCCGCCUGCUCGCGCAAGGCCGGCAAGCUCCUCGAGACCUGCUGCUCGAUCAUGGACCUCAAGGGCGUCGGCAUCACCCGCGUCCCCUCCGUCUACGGCUACGUCAAACAGGCCUCCGCCAUUUCGCAAAACUACUACCCCGAGCGCCUGGGCAAGCUGUACCUCAUCAACGCCCCCUGGGGCUUCUCCAGCGUCUUCAGCGUCGUCAAGGGGUUCCUCGAUCCCGUUACCGUGCAGAAGAUCCAUGUGCUGGGCGCUGGGUAUGAGGCGGAGUUGCUGGCGCAGGUGCCCAAGGAGAACUUGCCGAAGGAGUUUGGCGGGGAGUGCCAGUGUGAAGGUGGCUGUGAGUUCAGCGACAUGGGCCCCUGGCAGGAGAAGGAGUGGGCGAAGGAGCCGCUGUGGGCUAAGAAGAAGAAGACGGACGAGGCGGUGAAGGCGGAGGAGGCUGAUAAGGAGAAUAGUAAGGUGACGGAGGGGGGCGAGAAGGAGGGGGGGAUGGAGAAGAAGGAGGCGGAUGCUGCUGCUGUGUUAAGCAGCAGCAGAGUAAUGGGGAGUUGACAGCAUAAAUAGUUAGAUUUUUUUUUUUUUUCCUUAAUUUUUCUUUUUUCUCUCUAUUUUAUUUCCUUUUUUUGAGGGUGCAUUUUGUUCGUCCUGUUCCCUCUCAUUUUUCUUUAUUCUUUUGACUGAUAUAGAGAGAGAGUAUCUGUGUGGGUGUCUCGUUAUAUACUUGAUGGCAAAUAAUUCCUUCUCUGAAGUGUCCUAGGCUCCUGUCCCGCCCAAGAAAAGAAAAAAAAAAGCCCCAUCUUUCAAAUAUACUCCACUCCCGUUUACAUUGACGGGAGGGUUCAUUUAUACACACAUAUCACACACACAUAUAUAUAUAUAUAUACAUAUACAGCUUAGUGAUCCUCGCCAUUGACCUUGAUUUUGUUUCUAGAUCGAUCAAUCAGCUUUCAUCCGCUUUUCAUUUCUUGCUUGUCCUGUCCAUCCAGUCCUUUCCUCGUGCUGGCAUUUCUUCUUCUAAUUCACCCCUCCCUCUCUUUUUCUGCGGUUCUAUUCUGUUCACCCCCUAACCCUAAAUGUCCAUAGUUUUCAUCUUCUUGCCUUGCUUAGCCCGUAUAUCUUUUACAUACAUCUACUGCUCUGCUAGCCCACGGGACUGUAGAGGGAGUUGGAUUGAUAUAUGAGGAAUAAAUAAUGAGUAACUAUGUGCAAGUUAAGCUUAUCAUGAGACAUCUAUGUACCUAUCUCUUCGCAAUUGGAAACGCCGGAAACAAACGACACCAGAUAUCCAACGAGGUCCCCCCAAAUGCAGCAAACAACCAGCCGAAUCCCCACGUCCAGUUCCCAUUCCCAAGAUCCAAGAUCCAAGAUCCAAGCAUGUAGAAAACCCAAGACGCCACUACUCCUUACAGAUAUCAAAAAAAAAAAAAAAAAAAAAAAAA